AUUCGCGACUUCGCCCCGGUCGGCCGCGAUAAUGUGAACUGUUGAUCCUCUUCGCUCACGACGCUGUUUAUCCUUUACGGCAUGGUGUAAAGAGUGUGCAAAACUAUCAGCAAUAUGAGCUUUUUUAACUCCUUGCAAGAAUAUGUCAGCAAUAGCGUGGCCGGACUCAGCUUAAGCCCCAAAAGAUUUUCCUUGAGUAGAACUGACACGGCGGAAACAACCAACACUGGAAUUCCCACGGGAUCACGCAGCAAUUCAGGUGAUAGCAAUACUCCCGGUUUCCCGAAAGUUUUGCCAGCUCCUGGCGCCAGUGCUCUGGUCCAAAGACGUAGAAGCACUUUGGAAUGUUUAGUUCCUGCACCACCUGUUCGUCGGCCCGGUUCUUUCAGACAAAGAUCUCCUAAGGCCACUCCAGACAAAAGGCCAUCUUUCUGCAGUAGACGGUUGAGUUGGCCGGACAUCGAUCAUCAGGUUCGUUCGGGAGUUCAAGAAAUUGACGGGUCUUAUUUCGAAAGCUUCACAGCGCUAGCAUGGAAACAAGAAAAUCAACGACAAACUGUGCUGAAAGCGGCCGAAGUCUCCGCUUCGGAUCCUCCGCCUCAAGAAGGAGAUUUAGGCAUUGUACCGAUUGACUACACGGCUCCGCAAAAUGAGAAAGACAAGCUGUACGUCGAAAUGCUUUACACCAUCGCUAACACGGUCGGAGCACCAGCCCCAGGAGGCCAAUAUGCACACUAUAAAGAAGAUCUCUACCUGUACGGUCAAAGGGCAUUCGCGAUGCCACCAGAUCGCCAUUACCGCAUGCUGCACCUAGCAGGAGAAGAGAAACCGCCGAUCGUCGUCCUUAGCGUUGUAGUCAUAGAAGCCGAAGGACUGGAAGCCAAAGAUGCCAAUGGUUUCAGUGACCCGUACUGCAUGCUCGGAAUUCAACCGAUGGCAGCACCGUCCUCUCCUCAACCUCAGCCUCUCACCCCUAAUCGCACCCUGUCGGAUGCCUGCGCUCCUGACAUUCAGGGCAAUCAUGAGAAGUUGCGGAAACACCACAGCUUCAAGUUGAGCUUCAAACGAAAAGACGGACGAGUUAGAGAACAACGGGACAGCAUCGUCGGUGCACUGCCAGCCAAGUUCAUAAGAGCCACUUCCGUCAAACCCCACACGCUCAACCCCAAAUGGAACGAGAAGUUCAGAUUCGACAUAGACGACAUCAACAGCGACUCCUUACACCUCGACAUAUGGGACCAUGACGACGAAAGUUCAGUUUUAGAAGCAGUCAGCAAACUAAACGAGGUUCGAGGAGUACGAGGUUUAGGCAGAUUUUUCAAACAAGUUUGCCAGUCUGCCAGGCAAAGUUCGCAAGACGAUUUUCUCGGCUGUGUUACCAUACCCCUCCAAGAUAUUCCGUCUACGGGUUUAGAAGGCUGGUUUAAGCUGGAAGCUAGAUCCCAGCGAAGUUCAGUUCAGGGCAGGAUUCGCCUCAAGAUGUGGCUGUCGACCAGGGAGAACAGGAGCGCCUCGGAGGAGGAUAACUGGACUGAACUGUCCCAGCAUGAGAACCUUUAUGCCACAUUUGUCGACUACGAGCUGAAGAACUGGAAUAGGGAGACCUGGACUUGGAGCGGGGAUUUGCCAGGACCUGCUUUGACGAUUCUGCAUCAGCAUGCUGUUCAAGGAGAUUUGACGGAGCUGCAGACUGCCUUAGCACGCUUUGUGGCCGCAUGCAGGGUCUAUCUGAAGUAUCCCCUGGAUCCCCGCUGGAUGCUCCAAUUAUUGACAGACAUCGAAAGCGCCUGGAUGAACUUCACUCUUACCAGAGAAGAAGAAAUGUGGCUGGCUGAGAAAUUCACCGCGAUGCAAGAGAGAUGGUUGCAACAGUUGCGUCAUCACCGCCAGUUGUUUCCGGCUCUUCAUCCCCCGUCUUUAGUUCGUCUUGAAUACGUUCUACGAUGCCUUGCUUACAUGUCCAAUAUGAAAGCAUUCUGGAAAUGUUGCCCUUUCAAUAAGGAAAUUCGCGGUGAGAUAGUGGCAACACUCCGUAAGGGAACGCCUGAAUGGUUUCAAAGCCUGAAAUCGUCCGUUAUGACAUCGGAUGAGUACGAUAGCUCUUUCGUUGACUUUUGCUCCGAAGUUUAUGUACAUUUACAACACGGACUAUCUCAUUACCAUCCGCUUUUUGAAGGCACGAAUGGGAUUCCGUACUUUAGUGUGGUGUUUAAACAGCUAGAUAAGUUAAUGUCAGACGAAGUAAUCUCAUUCUUGAACCAGAAUGAACAUCCAGACGCGGCUUACAGCAGGCUAAUCUUCUCUGUUUAUUUAGAAGUCAAAGACUUGGCUACAUUUCAUCAGAACUUGCCCUCUGGUGGCGACCAUAAACUAUUACUAGUUCGUUGUCACGAAUGGUUCGAACCUUCAGUGAGUUGCUGGUUGAUCGUUUGCAAAGCGAAAGCUCUGCAGAGGGUGCGAACAUCGGUAGAACUUCAAAAGCCGUGCGAAGGAGACAAAUUAGUGAAACACAGUUCCUCAGCAGUGGAUGUUGUAGCAAUGUUUUGUCAAUUAAGGGACUUCUGGAGACUUCUGCAAUGGCCUAAGGCGCAUUCAAUACCCUUACUAUCGCAACUUCUCGACUGUGUAUGUUCGGCGGCGUUGCUGUACGCAGACAUCACUUACCAGGGUUUGAUGGAAACGGGAUACUUUGACAGGAUGGGACCUUUUAAAAUUUGUGACGAAAUGUGCAUAGCUUCGAAUAAUUUGGAAUAUGUUUAUAAAUUCGUUUCGUUAUUAGAAAAUUACUUCGACUUCGUGACAUUAGAAACAAUAGCUUCGGAAGUGCAGUGCGCUACAUUAACCAACCAAUUAGAUAGCACACUAAGUCAAUUUCAAGUGAGAAUCAUGGAUAUUAUAAAGCGAGUGGGACCUCAGAUGCAAGAAGCUCUCAGAAAGGCUAUGUUUCAUGUCGCUUGGUCACCUGAUACUUUGCCGACUAGUCAGGCUGUAGAGCCUCUCUUCGAAUAUUUGCAUACACAUUUACAUGCACUCAACUUGUACCUGUUGCCUCAGAACUUCCAGAAAGUUCUAUACGACGUUUGGGAGUACACCCUAGCUGAACUAAACCAUCAAAUGGACGGCACUACCACCAACGAUGAAAUGCCGCCAAUGUUUCACGAGCGACUGCAUGCAGCUCUUGAACUGAUGGUGGACUUUUUCCACUGCGAAGGGAAUGCACUUAGCUUGGAAAGUUUGCAUUCAGCGGCUUUUUGUCAAAUUGAACAAAGGCUGCAGUAUCACAGAACAGACACGGAAAGUCUUGUAGAAAUCUUCUAUAACCAGCGACUCCAGGAACAAAUAAAUACAACUAGCAGUCCGUAUGGAAAUCUUGCUGUACGGGCUUACUUUAAUCAUGAUUCGCUUUGUGUGGAGGUUCUCCACGCAAGAGACAUCAUACCUUUGGAUCCAAACGGCUUCAGCGACCCUUUUGUCAUAAUCGAACUUUUGCCACACCGGGUUUUCCCUCACUGCAACGAACAGCAAACCAAUGUACACAAAAAGACCCUUCAUCCAAUAUUUGACGAGUGCUUUGAAUUCAGCGUAUCGCUAGAACAGUGCCGUUCUCUUGGGGCCAUGAUUGCCUUCACAGUGAUGGAUCAUGAUGUCCUCACUGCUAACGAUUUCGCGGGGGAAGCUUUCUUGGCUUUAGGAAGCAUACCAGGUGUUGCCGAUACCACUGGUGUAGACAAUUUCCAUGGACUUAAACCCGUUGAUUUGGUUCUUAUGCAACAACACCAAAAAAAUCAUCCCGUUCUACAGAUAUUAGAAUCUAGAGUCGCUGAUCGUUUAGCUGUCGAAUUUGUACGAAAACAAAAACAAAGAUUCGCAAACAAAUAACCAAAGUAAAAAUAUAGUGUAAUAUAAUGUUUUGUACAUCUUUCUUCCUACGAAAU
Messenger RNA from Zophobas morio, 3935 nucleotides. RefSeq names its product BAI1-associated protein 3. The record is from RefSeq and is a predicted model, not a curated record. Lineage: Eukaryota; Metazoa; Arthropoda; Insecta; Coleoptera; Tenebrionidae. Bases 115 to 3879 code for a protein of 1254 amino acids. Gene Ontology annotation, cellular component: secretory vesicle. The transcript has 15 exons.